UUUUAACCUCAUCUAUUUGUGUCGUCAAUGGAGGGGACGCAGUUAGCGAGUUGUGAUUAUGUGUAUAACACAGUGAAUGUUUUUAUUAUUUGGCUAAAGAAGCACAGAGAUUGGAAUUUAAAGGUGUACUGAAUAUAUACUUUUUCCGAAAAGUUACUGUUUUUCGUUUCUUGUUUUACCAUUCUGUGGUACUGAGAGGAGACUCCGAGGCCUACCUUUGUGUAUGUUUUGUAUAGAUUUUGUGUUAAAAAAUGGCGGAGCAGACGACUGUAGCUGUGCAGUUUAUCGACAGGAGUUGUUGGGUUUGUUUUGCAACUGAUGAAGAUGACCGUACAGCUGAAUGGGUUAGACCAUGUAAAUGCAGAGGAUCUACAAAAUGGGUACACCAAGCCUGUUUGCAAAGAUGGGUAGAUGAAAAACAGAGAGGCAACAGUACGGCUCGGGUGGCAUGCCCUCAGUGUAAUGCUGAAUACUUAAUAGUAUUCCCAAAACUAGGACCUCUAGUUUAUGUCUUGGAUCUUGCAGACCGUCUGAUUUCUAAAGCAUGUCCAUUUGCUGCUGCAGGCAUUAUGGUUGGUUCUAUCUACUGGACAGCUGUGACAUAUGGUGCUGUUACUGUGAUGCAGGUUGUGGGACACAAAGAAGGAUUAGAUGUCAUGGAGAGAGCUGACCCUCUUUUCCUUCUUAUUGGACUUCCAACAAUCCCUGUGAUGUUGAUUUUGGGAAAAAUGAUUCGCUGGGAAGACUAUGUUCUAAAACUGUGGCGCAAGUAUUCCAACAAGUUACAGAUUUUAAACAGUAUUUUUCCAGGAAUUGGAUGCCCUGUUCCUCGUAUUCCAGCUGAAGCUAGCCCCCUUGCUGAUCACGUUUCUGCUACUCGCAUUCUUUGUGGAGCUCUUGUGUUUCCCACAAUUGCCACCAUUGUAGGAAAACUUAUGUUCAGCAGUGUCAACUCAAAUCUACAAAGAACUAUUCUGGGUGGAAUUGCUUUUGUUGCCAUAAAAGGAGCUUUUAAGGUAUACUUCAAGCAACAACAAUAUUUACGUCAAGCCCAUCGUAAAAUUCUAAAUUAUACUGAACAAGAAGAGGCCUGAAAAUUUUUCACUUGAGGACCUUAACCGGGACAGCUGUAAAUUUAAACACGUCUUUUGAAUUGAAAUAUGCUGUAAUGUUACAUCAGUAAGGUUUUGUGUGUUUGAUUUAUUAUAUGCUGCUGAGUCUUGUAUAAUAUGGCACUUUUGAGACAGCAACAUUCAUAAAGCAUUGCAGACAAAUCUUAUAAAACCCAAAAAUGUGAGUUUUUUUUUUUUUGUAAUUUAUUGCUGUCAAUAAUCAUGUCAUACUUUGUAGCAUCCAAGUGAUCUGCCAUUAAUAUGAGUUUCUUCUAGACGUGGAGAGCAGCUGAGUUUUAAAAUUACUUCAAUGAGCUAAUAUAUGUUUUUUUUUUCCAGCUAAAGGACAAAUACUUCGAAAUCCUAUUUUGAUAGUGAGGCUGCAUUUGAUUUUAUGUAUUUUUUUUUCUUUCAGGUACGAGGUAGGAGACAGAUGUCUGUUGUCAAAUUUAUUUCUAUUUAAAAGGUACAAAUUGUGUAAAAAGUUGUAUGUAGAUCAGAAAAGGCAAAGGCGCCUUGUUCUACCUAAACGGUCACCUUUGUCUUUUCUCUUUAAUAAUAAAGUAUUGAACGUGAUGUUUUUGUUCAUUACAAGACUAUACUGUUAUCCUAUCUCUCCCUUAUAUUCUACUUGGUUUCCUCAGUGAUCUUUUUUUGUUAUUCUGCUUUUGUGAGGGUAAGGUAUAUUUUUAUGUUGCAUUUGUUUGGAAUUUUGAGAAUCUGUAUAAAGGCUGAAAGUUGAAUCUUAAGGUUAAUAUGCACACUAGUUUAAAGUGAAAAGUUUGUGGCCUAAUUUGGUACAAGGAAAAAAGUAAUUUAAUGACAAAUGAAUGUCUAAAGCAUCUUUAAGAUCCAGCUGUGUGUGUGUUUUAUUAUUUUUAAUUCAGUGCAUAUGAGAAACGACCAGUAACUUUAAACUUUGAACGUGUACAUUUGAUUACAAGUUUUCUAUUCAAAAUUAUAUAAUUAAUGAACUGCAAACUGUGACAUGUAAAAAUGCCAAGGCGUAUUACUUAAGCAGGUAUUGAGAAAUGGUGUAGAAUUCAUGGCUAUGAAUACAAAUGAAACAUUAAUUACUGAGAAGCAAAGAGGAAAGGCAUCAUUUUUGGAGUUUACAAAAUAAUUGUUUUUAUUAUGGGCUUUUAUGUAUAAAAGCAGAAGAUCUGUAUCAAAACCUUUAUGAUAGGGUUGUGGCAGGUCUUUUUAUCUUCUUAAAAUCCUAAUGUGUAUAGGAUUCUAUAAAAUUGAAAGGCUUUGAUUUCUUCAUUAAUGCAUUAUUAAGCAGGUUCUGUUUUAUGUGGGUCUCAGUGAUUAAUUUCUCAAUUGACUGUGCAAUGAACAUUUUUGCUGCUAUAUAACAGCUUUGAGCUUUUUAGAUAUCUAGUUAAAACUGAUUUAUUUUUGACACUUAAAUUCUAUAUACUGUAUGCUACAGAAAGGUCUAGACUUCACUACAAUAAAGAAUGAAAUUUAUGCACAGAUCAGUAAAUGACUUUGAACAACACAUAUCCCAAACCCACAAUGUUGUUUGUUUUUGCAUCCCCAGCAAAAUAUUGCAAUAUUUAUUGCCAGUGUUUAUAUAAUAUAUGAUCUAUUGAAGGAAGAUUACAGAAUGCCAAAAUGUAUCAUUUUCUAAGAUUUGGAUUAAGGUGUGACAUUUUUCUUUUUGUUUUGAAUAAUUUUUGGUUUUAUGUUAACAUCAGGCGAUGUUUAAACUGAUACUGAUGUUAUUGAUUUGCCUGUUCUGAAAUAUAUUUUUCUAUGCA
Messenger RNA from Polypterus senegalus (gray bichir), 2878 nucleotides. It is a transcript of the gene marchf5, whose product is annotated as membrane-associated ring finger (C3HC4) 5. Gene Ontology annotation, molecular function: zinc ion binding. The record is from RefSeq and is a predicted model, not a curated record. The transcript is spliced from 6 exons. The coding region runs from base 252 to 1094 and encodes 280 amino acids. NCBI's taxonomy places the organism in Eukaryota, Metazoa, Chordata, Cladistia, Polypteriformes, Polypteridae.